Molecule: messenger RNA, 2142 nt
Organism: Polypterus senegalus (gray bichir)
Lineage: Eukaryota; Metazoa; Chordata; Cladistia; Polypteriformes; Polypteridae
Exons: 2
Source: RefSeq, a predicted model, not a curated record
AUGGGGGCACAAGUUGACAAGGUACCUGGACAUGGACCAUAUUGCUACAAAAUAUAUGGUCAAAUCUAUCACAAGACGUCAAGUUUACACCCAACAAAUGGUCAGCAACGAAAAUUUGCCCAAAUUUAUAUACUUGACUCAGAUGCCGCAUUGCGCCAACGAAUGGGUAUGUUGGAAAACUUUGGCUGUCUUCCUUCCCUAAUGAAUAAUUUGGCCUCAUUGCUACAUGAAAUCAAUCCGUAUGUAGCAGCGUACAGAAUGAUGCGAGAUUUCGAAAGUGAAGAAACUCAGUCAGCUGCACUUGCCGGGAGAGUUCCUCAAGACGUUCACAUGUGGAUUCAUCAAGAUAAAAGAACUGAUAAACGGCGAUAUAAUGCACCUACAGCAAAUGAAGUAGCGAUUGUCUUCAAGACCCGUGAUGGUGAACCACCAUUUGAACGAGACAUAUGUGUUCAUCCGAAAGACGGACACAUGCAUAACAUUUCUAUCCUCAGUCAACAUGCUGAUCCAAUGACAUACCCACUUUUAUUCCCUUACGGGGAUAGAGGAUGGGUAAAGGACACUCUACUACAAGGUCAUGGGAAAUGUAAACACAUAACUCAAUUACAAUACUAUUCAUAUAGACUUGCAACUCGAGAUGAUUUUCAUCCAAUACUAAGCGCCGGAAAGCUCUUUCAGCAAUAUUCCGUAGAUGCGUAUGUAAAAAUCGAAGGAAAUAGACUGCAGUACCAUAGACAAAAUCAGACACAAUUAUGAAGUGACCUAUACUCAGGUCUAAUGGACCAACUUAACAACCUCACAGCGAACAGGGGCGAAAAGCCUGGUACUACAGUCAUACUGCCAUUGACUUUUCAAGGAAGUCCCAGAGCUCAACAACAAAAUUUCCAGGAUGCCAUGGCUAUUGUGCGGAAGUUUGGGAAACCAGAUAUCUUCCUGACGUUCACGUGCAAUUCUCGAUGGACAGAGAUACAGCGUAAUCUCAAGAAUGGCAAACAGGCACAUGAUCAGCCAGACCUAGUAGCCAGAGUAUUUCAGCUAAAAUUGAAAGAGUCAAUGCGAGACUUAUUGGUAAACAAAGUACUUGGAUGUGCAGUAGCCCAUGUAUACAUCAUUGAAUUUCAGAAACGUGGUUUACCACAUUGUCAUUUACUCCUCAUCCUUGCUAAUGACGACAAGCCAAAAACCGCUGAUGUCAUAGAUAACAUCGUUUGUGCUGAAAUACCUGACCCACAUUCCAAUCCCAGGUUAUACCAAAUAGUAAAAAACAACAUGGUACAUGGCCCAUGUGGGAUAGACUUCAAUAUGGAAAGUCCAUGCAUGAAUGAGAAGCAUGAAUGCACUAAAGGAUACCCAAAGGAUUUCUCAGUUGCAACUCGCGACAAUGUCAGUGGAUAUCCAAUUUACCGACGACGUCAAGAUGGCACAAAUAUGAAUGUUGGUAAUUACCAAAUAGACAACCGAUGGAUUGUUCCGUAUAAUAAGUACUUAUUGUUGAAAUACAAUGCACAUAUUAAUGUUGAAAUAUGCUCCACUAUAAAGAGUAUAAAGUACCUCUUCAAAUAUGUGUAUAAGGGCCACGGUCAUGCUACAUUAACGUUUAAGAACACAACAAAUGAUUAUUGUUGGGACGAACCAUCGAUGUUCAUUGACAGCAGGUAUAUUAGUGCUCCAGAAGCGAUAUGGCAAAUCAGAGAACAUAAAAUGCACAACCAAUCGCAUUCAAUCAUUCGUCUCGCAGUUCACCUACCUAAUCAGCAAUGUGUGGUAUUUGAAGAAGGAAAGGAAAUAGACGCAUGUGCUAGACCAAGUGCCAGAAAUACAACACUAACAGCGUGGUUUCAGUUAAACAAAACUAUUCCUGCUGCAUGUGAUUACCUUUACCAAGACAUACCAAGUCAUUAUGUAUUUAACUCCAAAUCGACAACGUGGACUCCAAGACAAAAAGGACAUGCAUCUAUCAUCAGCCGAAUGUACUACUCCAUGUACGAGGGGCAGAAUUAUUUGACGCCAUUAGAUCCGUUAACGGUGUUCUCUGUAGCACCUUCAAAGAAGCAGCGCAAAAGCGCGACCUCCUUCGAGAUGACACGGAGUGGCAACGAUGUUUGCAAGAGGCGACUCUUUUACAAAUGCCAUACCAAUUAA